GGCGUUCGAGUUUUCCUUCAGUCGGCCCUGUAAACUCCGCGUGGAGCUACGCAGAAGACGUGCAGAAUGCUUGCCCCCAGUGCAGUGAUUAUCCUGGCUGUCGCGUGCACGGCCCACGCCGGCAACCUGCCCGCUCCUACGGCCCUACGAUACGAGGUGCCGGCUUCGUGGCAGGGCUACGCUCCCUCGCAGUACGCGCUGCCCGCUGCCCCAGCAUACGCGCAGGCUCCUGCGCGCGGCGCACAAGCAUAUGCGCCAGCUCCGGCACCAGCGUACGCGCCGGCUCCUGUCGCUGCUGCUCCACCGCAGCCGGCUCCCUACCGAGCUCCUCCGGCACCGGUGCGCGCACCCGCUCCCGCACCACGACCAGUGGCUGGCUACGGCGCGCCGGUGCAGCAGGCCAUUACGAGCUCGUACUCGAUCAAGACUGUGCACGGAGCACCCGUGGCGCCAGCCGCUGUUGCGCCAGCGCCGGUGGCCGCUGCUCCGGCACCGGUUCCCGCCGGCCCAGCACCACUUUCUGCUGCACCAGCGCCGGGCUCUUACGCCGCUCCUGCUGCUGCUCCUGCGCCCAGGGCGUUUGCCAAUCCUGGUCCAGGCGUAGCUCCGGUGGCGUAUGCACCACCCAGCAGGGGACUCGGAGCUCCGGGCGUGGCCUCCUACGGACCGUACCCCGCCGUCGGCUACGCCGCUACAGGAAACUACGGAAGAUAUGUUGGAUAGGUCCUCACUCAUGAGACAUUUCUGCAUGGAAUGCCUGUCCCUCGGCCCUACUCGCUCUCCCACCGCCUGCAAUACUCGACAACGCCAAGCGCACCACUCAUUGCAAACGCCGCGCCAUCUCACUGCAAGUGCAAUACACGGUCAUCGUCACGUCCCACUGCAUGUAUACAAAAAUAAAGUCAAAAC
Rhipicephalus sanguineus (brown dog tick) is the source of this 909-nucleotide messenger RNA. Its product is annotated as skin secretory protein xP2-like. NCBI's taxonomy places the organism in Eukaryota, Metazoa, Arthropoda, Arachnida, Ixodida, Ixodidae. Bases 67 to 723 code for a protein of 218 amino acids. The transcript has 4 exons. The record is from RefSeq and is a predicted model, not a curated record.